CUUCUCAUUCUGCUAAAGUUGGGGGGAAUUUUACCAAAGCUUCUAUAUUGGGACAGAGAGUCAGAAUGCAGCCUGUGCCCCUGCAUAGCCUGUCAGAGCUGGAGAGAGCCUGUCUGCAAGAAAUCGCCUUUUACCAGCUGCAAAAAAAGAACAUGAUCAGUGGUAUCAGCCUUUCUAAAGCUGGACCCAAACGCAACAAAUUCAUCAGAAGGAAACUGGAAAACUCCUCCAAGGAGAAGAAAGACUGUUGUCCCCAGGCCUUUGGGAUCCCGCUCUCCCAAGUCAUUGCCAAUGACUGGACACACAAGCAAAUGCAGGAAGCAGUGAAAGGCAGCCGCAGGGACUGCCUGGAGGUGGAAGCGACCGUGACUAAAUUUCGAGCUCAGAUUCAGAAGAAAUCCCCUUUCAUCGGAGGCUGCGUGCUGGAGCUUGGUGGAGAGUUUGCCGAUGAGCCGCUCUCUCCUACUUUCCUGGACACUGUGUCCCGGAGCCACCGAAGGGGGGGAGUGUCUGUGGACUCCAUCACCGAUUUGGGUGACAACACCUCCAGGCUGCUGGAAGCUCUGCAGCUGUCACAUCCCAAUGAGCUGGAUCUCAGGAGAACCUUGGAGAGGAACAAGACGUUGAGCCUCAAUCCCAUCUACAGGCAGGUCCCGCGUGUUGUGGACAGAUGUUGCCAGCACAUUGAGGCAUACGGACUCCAGACUGUGGGCAUUUUCCGUGUUGGAAGCUCUAAGAAAAGAGUUCAGCAGCUGCGGGAAGAAUUCGACCAGGGAUUUGAUGUUUUCUUGGAUGAUAGUUAUUGUGUCCACGAUGUGGCAGCUCUGCUCAAAGAGUUUUUCCGGGACAUGCCUGAUUCCCUGAUUCCCAAGGAACUCUACUCAGCCUUUGUCAGUACAGCCUUCAUGGAACGCAUGGCCCAGCUCUCCAUGCUGCAGCUGCUGGUGUACCUCCUACCUCCCUGUAACAGUGACACCCUGUACCAGCUAUUGCAGUUCCUGAACAAGGUGGCACAGCAUGCCCAGGAUUCCACAGGUCCAGAAAGACAAAAGAUUCUUGGAAAUAAAAUGACAGCCUCAAAUUUGGCUACAAUUUUUGGCCCCAACCUGCUGCAAAGAGAGAAGCUUCUGGAGAGAGACCCCAGUGCCCAUGCCGUGGAAAUUGAAAACAGCGCUUCUAUCAUCCUCGUGCUCCAGAGUUUAAUUGAGAACUAUGAAGCUUUGUUCAUGGUGUCUUCAGAGGUGCAGCAUGACAUCCUAAGGAGGCUGUUUCAGACAGAGCCUGAUGUCAUUGACUAUCUCUUACGCAGGAAAUUCAACACCACUCUAAGCACAGACAGUGAUACAUCUACAGAGAAGCAUCCUCGCUCCCUACUGGCCAGCCAAAACUGCAUGCUGGCAAGUGGUCAGGUUUCCUCGCAUCUGUACAGCCACGUCUCAUUUCUAAACCUGCAUAUUGAGAAUAGGCAGACCCAGGGCAGCCCAAGCUCCACCCUCACUUUUAAUACGUACCAAACAGGGCAACUUGUCCACCACAAAAAGAGAGACUUGGUCACCCAGGAAAGAGUAGGGACAUCUUGGGAAGCAUAAAUCUCUGAGGGGACUUCUCCAUUCACAGUUAUCAGCCUUCUAAUUCAUAUCAGUGCAGCUCCCCAGGUGGGAGGCACUAGUAUAAAUUGCACAGAUGUUUCACUGCCAUAUAGCAGAGCUAGACCAGAUAAUGCUACACAUGUAGGAGCCCUGUCUACAUUAGUACUCUCACUGUUGCUGCCCUAGGGAAUUACAUUCUGAUUUUUGCCAAUGUAGAUAAGACCUAAGGAUACAUUAAGCUGAAUUCCUGUCUGGCCUCGCCAAUGAUUAGCAAGAACAUACAGAACAUGUAGAGUUAUUUAAAGGGUCUUCUGUAAAAUUCUUGUUUGUUAAAGUCUGCUGGAGAGUUAGCAUAUCACAAAGCUCUGUGCGCGUGUGUGUUCAGGAGGCAGUGUGCGCGCAAUGGCAGGGAAAGCACAGUUUGUGUGUCUGUGAGGCAUGAUGGCAGUUUGUGCCUGCUGCUGGUAGCAAGCCUAAAAUGCCUUGGUGCUGCAUUUUCAUCUAUCAAGAAACCUAAGCUGGUGCAGAAUAUGGCGCCUGUUUGCUAACGUGAGCAGUGCAUGUAGUGGCAGCUCAAGUUUCCUGUGCUCCAGGAUCUGCCUGUUGGUUUGUGGGUGGAGUUUAAGGUGUUGGUUUUGGCCUAUAAAGCCCUGACCUGCUUGGAGCUGCCUACCUGAAAGGCAUUGCUGCCCAUGCUGUGCUGCCACUAGCAGAGGCCCUUGAGCUGGACCCUUAUAUAGGGUUACCAUAUUUCAGCAAGCAAAAAAGAGGAUGGGAGGAGCCCCGCCCCUGCCCCUCCCACUUCCCGCCCCCCCA
Messenger RNA from Malaclemys terrapin pileata, 2405 nucleotides. It is a transcript of the gene ARHGAP36, whose product is annotated as Rho GTPase activating protein 36. The transcript is spliced from 11 exons. Bases 66 to 1589 code for a protein of 507 amino acids. Lineage: Eukaryota; Metazoa; Chordata; Testudines; Emydidae. Gene Ontology annotation, biological process: signal transduction. The record is from RefSeq and is a predicted model, not a curated record.